GAUUCUUCCUCGGGGCGAAGGCAGACAUGGAGGAGCUGAGCGCCGUAGGAGAGCAGGUUUUUGAUGCGGAAUGCAUUUUAAACAAACGACUACGAAAGGGGAAGUUGGAGUUUCUGGUGAAGUGGAGGGGAUGGUCGUCCAAGCACAACAGCUGGGAGCCCCAAGAGAACAUCCUCGACCCGAGACUGCUUGCAGCGUUCAACAAGAAAGAGCAAGAAAAGGAACUUCUGUUGCGCAAGAAAGGGAAAAGGCCGAGAGGACGACCACGGAAAAUAUUGGAAAAUGUGCCUGAAGUUCCCAAAUCAAGCAGCUCUUCCUCUGGUUCUUCCUCCUCCUCUGAUUCCUCGUCUUCCUGUUCCUCCUCCGACUCCUCAUCUGACGACGAUGACGACGACAACAGCAGCAACGCGAAAGCGGCGAAUCCGAGCAUCAGAACUCGAGAGCUUCACCCCGUCCCCCAGAAGAAGGCACAGAUCGUCGUGGCCAAACAGGAGCCCCCCAAGAAACGGAGCAAGAAACCGGACGUGAAGGAAAUCCAACUGAGCAAAGGCGCUCGCAAAGUCCUGAAGACGUCCAAGGAUGUGGAUGUUCCGGGUACGAUUAAGAAACCGGUUCACCCGGCGAGUUUUGCUUUCAUGGGUUUUCAUCGGGGCUCGCCUCGGGAUGCGGCGGGCGCUCAGAGCAGGACCUCUUUGACCCAGGGAGGGGCGGUUAAAAACUCAGCCAGCUCUGUGGUAUCUGGGAGGUCAGUCCAGCCUGCCUCCCCCUCCAUGAACAAAUCCAUCCUGAACAGGAGCGCCAGCGAGGGGAAACUGUCUGUGAACAGCGGGACAAGUCUGGAUUUGAAAGCAGCUGCGAGUAAAUCCAAAGGGGUCGCAGCUUUGAAUUUGAAUACUUCCAAGCACCCCAUUCAAGGGACCACUCAGCAUACGCUAAGUUCCCCCAAUGGACAAAAGAAACCCCAGACCCCUGUGUCAACACUGCAGCGGAUACCCAAUACUAAAGCGAUGGCGUCCCUGCCAUCUAAGAAUGCUGCAUCCAAUCAAGGAUCUGGCCUUCAGCCUCUCAACCUCCAGAGCAAACAGGCGCAAAGCAACAAGGCUCCUGGGAACGGGACUACUCCAGGAUCAGGCCUGAGAAAUGCAACAAACCCUGCAAGGAAAACUGCUGUCACACAAAACCAGGAGUAUAACCUCCCUAAGAGUCCGGCAACACCCGGGAGACUACCCGCAAGGAACACUCAGCCUGUAGCGGACAAAGCUCACGAGGUGACGACAGAAAUCCAGAACCAGAGAGUCCCAAGCAGGCUGGAGAAAAGUGGGAUCCAGAAAUCCUCCACAGAGAUCCAGAGCCAGCAGGAGAGAUCGGCCCCCAAGGACGGCAAGAAAGCCAAAAUGAACGACAUGAGCACGGGCGAGGACGAAAGCAGCUCGGAGUCGGAUCAGGAUUCUCCCUACGCUGGGACAGGAGCCAUCCAGAACCAGGACUGGAAGCCCACCAGAAGCCUGAUAGAACAUGUGUUCGUUACGGAUGUCACGGCUAAUCUGGUAACCGUCACAGUCAAGGAGUCUCCGACCAGCGUGGGCUUCUUCAGCAUUCGCAACUACUGAAACUGCAAACCAGAUGUGGGCCUUUGAAGCAAACAGAGACGGUUUGAGAUCAAACCUGCAGCCCGGAGAAUUCCUGAGGAAUGCGGAAUGCGUCAAGGAACCGCGGAUAAUUUGUUUUCUGGCGAAGGACCAGUUUUUAGUUUGAAAAGAAAAAGAUACAGAGGACAGAAUACGAGUUAUUGUAGUGUUUAUUUAUUUGCCUAAAUCUGCUUAUAUUCUAGAAAUAGCAGCAGAGGAGGAUCAGUACACAGUCUGCAUUUUGGUCCUGCCUGAUCAUCUCAAAAGAGACAAAUCCUCGCUUGUGUCAUCACUGGGAUCCCGGAGAAACAUAACUUAUUCAGUAUAUUCAUCGUUUUCAGCGUGGAGCUAUGAUUAGAAAUCAUACCUCCCAUUCUUGUUGAUCUCUUUUUGUUUCUUUGCGUUCGUGGAAUGAUCUGAAGAAGCGAUGAAGUCGUAGCACGAGCGGGUUUAGCAUCCUCUAUCGGUAGCAAACGUUUAGUUCACAAUCUCAAUAGCUAAGUUUUUUAACUCUUAGUAUAGUAUUGUUUAUUCUAUAUGAUAAAUUAGCUACCUCUUUUUCCUACAUUUGCUGCAUAUGUAUAUUCAUAUCUCGUGGGGGUAGGAUGACCUCUCCCUCCAGGGUAUACUGUAUAUCACUGUGUCCUCCAUUUUUGUUUUUAUAUAGCUCAAAUUUGAUUGGACUCUGCUCUUGUUUUAAUAUCAGCGACCACCUCAAAACUCCAAAAUAAUGCUCACCAUCAUCACCAGCUUUUAAUUCCACUUUGCAGCCAGCUUGCUCAGCACAGUUUACCUGGCAUUUUGGACAUCUGGUUGCUCCCUGGCGUUGAUAAGUCUCCGUCAGUGCUUGCUUGAUUUAGCUUUUUUUUUUUUUUUCCAGUUCUGACCUUCAAAGAAGGAAUUCACCAGCAACUUCUUUCCUAUCAGACUUAUAUUUUUUUAAAUUUAAAGGUAUAUUUUUAGGCAUUUUUGCCUUUUAUUGACAGGACGGCUGAAGAGAGACAGGAAAUGUGAGGGAGUGGAGAGUGGGGGAUGACAUGCAGCGGAUGGUCGGCCGGCUGGGAGUCGAGCCGGCUGAUCGGCCUCUGCGACUGGGACUGUUAUAUGUUCUAUAUACCUGUCUGCUCCUGCCUCAAAGCUCCCCAUCAGCCCUUUGAGCUGGCUUUGAAGCCAUUGUGGGAAAAAAGUUGGGCGUGGACAAAGCUCGACUGUAAACCGUUGGCAUUGUUCAGCGCCGACCACAAAACUCCAGGUUUCGCUGUGUCUGUUGGUGUACCAAAACGCAAAGUUGUUUUUUUCACUCGCUGCAGCUGCAGAUGUCUCAAUUCGCCCCACCCUGCCUGCAUGGGUUCAGGAACUGCAGGCCCAGCCCUCCCAGAGAGAGAGAGAAAGAGAGAGAGAGAAACAGAGAAAAGGUUUUUAUCUGAUGUAACGGAAAAGAAACCACAACAAAUGUGCGCUACUUUCUGUUCCCCCGAGAGGAGUUCGGCAACCAAGCACUUCAACUGAACUCUUGUCUGACCCUGCUCUGCAGACUGUGCCUUUCUUCCCCCUCAAAGACUAAACACAAAAGGCAUUACCCCAAAGAUAGCUAGAAUUUCAGGUUGUUCAAUAAAAGGAGCGCCCCUAGAGUAAAGCACCGAGACGGACUAUCUUUAUUUACUUGUCUGUAUUGUUUUGAAAAAAAAAAAGGCCCUGCUGGUAGACUAAACAUGAAUGCGUGUGAAGGACACAUUUCUGCUGCCCUUACUGAGACAAAGACACAGAAGUGGGUCCCAGUAAGGAUUGCCAAACAAAACAGAACAAGUGCAUUCUCCUAUUACAUGACUUUCAGGUAUAAAAAACAAACAUUAUUUGACUGUUUCAAAUGCAUCAGGUGGUAGAAAAAUACCAGUUUGAGUGCAAUCAUGUGUUUAUAAGACUUUAUUCUAUCGGGUAUUUAAACUGAUGGAGAGAAUGAACUCUGCAUAAUCUUGUUUUCCAGUUUUGUUUUAGAUCUACUAACCCUCUCAAGAGAAUGUUUCUGUCUCUUUACAAUCUAUUUAUUUCAAAUCAGGCGCCUUUCAGGGUAGGACAGCGUCGUCAAUCCUUGUAUUGUGCCACCUGUCGAAGCGACUAAUAAAUGGUACAGCCUUU
This is a messenger RNA of Notolabrus celidotus (New Zealand spotty), 3764 nucleotides long. It is a transcript of the gene cbx2, whose product is annotated as chromobox homolog 2 (Drosophila Pc class). The coding region runs from base 27 to 1610 and encodes 527 amino acids. NCBI's taxonomy places the organism in Eukaryota, Metazoa, Chordata, Actinopteri, Labriformes, Labridae. The record is from RefSeq and is a predicted model, not a curated record. Gene Ontology annotation, biological process: negative regulation of transcription by RNA polymerase II. Gene Ontology annotation, cellular component: heterochromatin; PRC1 complex. The transcript is spliced from 5 exons.